AUGGAUCAUAAGUCAUCCUGGCCUUGGAAGAAAAAACCUACAGAGAAGACAAUAAUUGCAGAUGACAAGAGUAACCUUUCUUCGACUAAAGAUGAAAAUGAGACAUUAGUAGAUCCUAAAGCACAAUUAGAAAGAGAUCUGAAACUUCUGAACGAAAAGCUUUCUUCUGCCCUUGCUGAGUGUAUGCAUAAAGAUGAUUUUGCAAAGAAACAGGCUAAAAUCGCCCAGGAAGCUAUUGCAGGCUGGGAGAAAACAGAGACAGAAGCAUUAUCUUUAAAGCAAGAACUUGACAAAGCCUUGCAACAAGUAGUAUCAUCUGAAGAAAGAUUAGUUCGCCUGGAUGCAGCGUUGAAGGAAUGCAUGCAGCAGUUGCGCUUUGUCCGGGAAGAGCAGGAGAAAAGAAUACAUGAUGCUGUAAUGAAGACAUCCAAAGAAUAUGAAAACUCACGGAUUUCCUUGGAUCAGAAGUUAGCUGAGGCCAGGAGAAGAGUUUCUAGGUUGGAAAGUGAAAAAAAUCAGCUUAGUAAGGCACUGUUAACGAAGGAAAAGGUGAUUGAAGAAUUAAGAAAUCUAAGAGCACAGACCGAGGCAGACCUUGGUUCUCUGAUAACCAGAGUAGAGUCUACUGAGAAGGAGAAUGCUUCUCUGAAAUAUGAGGUCCGCGUGCUUGAGAAGGAGCUUGAGAUUCGGAAUGAAGAAAGAGAAUUUAAUCGUAGAACUGCUGAUGUUGCACACAAACUACAUCUGGAAAGCGCAAAGAAAAUUGCUAAUCUGGAGGCAGAAUGCCAGAGAUUACGUGUUCUUGUUCGUAAGAGGUUGCCAGGCCCUGGAGCUUUAGCGAAAAUGAAGAAUGAAGUGGAGAUGUUGGGAAAGGGUCAAUCUGAAAGAAGGAGAAGGAAUUCCAGUCCAUCCUCUAUUGAACCCGCAGAUUUUUCUGCAGAUGAGGCCCCUGAUACGCCCAUAAGAAAGAUCAAUUUCUUGACUGAGCAAUUAUGUCUUUUGGAAGAAGAGAAUAGGAAUCUCCAAGAAGCUCUGAACAAGAGAAUGAAUGAACUUCAGAACUCUGCAGCCAUGCAAAGAAAAGAAGCUUCCAGCUUAUCACUUGUAGGUCAUCUUGUGGAUAAUGGAACACAACAACAAUAUAAGAAUUCAAGUGCCAUUAAUGGAAAAGAAAUGUCUCUGGCAUCCAUAUCUGACAUGGGCAGUGAUGAUAAAGCCAGUUGUGCUGACUCUUGGACUUCGGCUUUGAUAUCUGAUCAGGAGCAAUUAAAGAAUGGAAAAGCAGUGCAAACACCAAUAAGUAGAAGUGUUGGAUCUUCAGACAUAAGCUUAAUGGAUGAUUUUGUUGAGAUGGAAAAGUUAGCUGUUGUAUCUGCAAAGAGUCCAUAUGGCAUUAAAGACUAUGUUGCAGAGAAUGAUGCAACCCUUAAUCCCUUGAAAAUGCAAGCUAGUGAAAAUGUGGCUGGUGUAGCUACUAGUGAUCUGUACAAAAUACCAGUGCCUAACCUGCCAAAUGGACUGAAAAGGGUGCCAAUUGAUCAUGCUCCUUCUAGUUUUGAAAGCUUAUUGAAAAUGGUUUUGCAGCAAAGCCAAGUGUUACAGCUUAAACCUGUUGAAGUACUUGAUGAGAUUAAAGCUGCAUUGCAACAAAGUGUUUGUCCAGAUUCUCAACAGCACGAUAUCAAGGAAAGCAUGGGCAAUGAUAUUGCUGUAUCUGCCGAAAAGCAUAAGUCUGAGGUAUCUCUACAAAAAGGUGUGAAGGAAGAUAUAUCUGACAAAGAAGUAAGCAUUAAUAUCUACAGACCAAAAAAGAUCAGCCCCAAACUACAGCCUAACAUGGGCAAAUCGAUUCAUAAGAUUGUAGAACUCAUUGCAGGGAUAACUAUACCGCCGUUGGAUGAUUGUAAUGCACAUAUGUCGUCCAGGAAAGAUGAUACAUUUCUGCAGUAUGAAAGUGCAGAAAAUCCUACAGGAUAUGUUGAACGUGUGUUUCAAUGGAAAGCGUCUGAACUAUCCAGCACCUUAAAGAGGUUUGUACAAAGUUGCCAUGAUCUGUUAAAUGGAAAGUCAGAUCUUGAAAGUUUUACUGAACAACUAGCGUCUACUUUGGAAUGGAUCAUGAACCACUGCUUUUCACUCCAAGAUGUUUCAAGCAUGAAAGAUGCAAUCAGAAAUUAUUUGGAUUGGGAUGACUCAAGAAGUGAAAGUGAAAUAGACAGUGUAACAGUUAAUCCUAUUUCAGAGUCAAACAAGUUGACCUUCCAAAAGGAAGAGAUCUUCUCUUUCACACUUUCCUCUCUCUCAAAUGUGUGUAACAGUGAUUCUGUAGUUAAAGAAGUUGGACCAUCAGCAAAAGAAGAAAUUGCAACAGUGAAGUCUGAAUCGCCAAGCAAUGUAUCUGCAAAGCAUGAUGUGGAAGAGAGAUGCCAAUCAGAGGUUCUGAAGAGUGAACCCCAUAACUUUGAACAACAGGAGUCUCACAAAGCAGUUGACAGUUUACAGAUGGAAGCAGACAUCAUCGAGCAUAUGAAGGAGAAAGCAACACAUCCAUAUGAAAAGCACCAGAGGCUAAAUGAAUAUCUUGAUACUCAGCUGUCUAUGCCCAAUAAUGAAUUGAAGGAAUCUGGUGAUAAGAUGUCUGUGGUAAAUGAAUUGGAUAGCAAAGAACAUUCUCGCCAACAAUUAGGACAGACAUCGCAUGAUAUGCCACUUCCACAACAAAGCAUGAAUUCAAAGGGAUGUUCAGAUGAUGUCAUGGACAAUAAAAAAGAACUAAGAACUGAUUGGGAGAUAGUAGCAGCUUCAGAGAAGUUGGCCGAGUGCCAAGAAACUAUCUUAAACUUGGGGAAACAGUUAAAGGCGUUGGCUUCACCCCAUGAGGCAGCACUGUUUGAUAAGGUCAUCUCUAGCCCUGCUCAUGAAACUCUUGUUGCCACAUUGACAACUCCAGAGAAGAUUCGCCCGCGGACAUCUCUCCUGGACAAAAUGCUUGCUGAAGAUGAGACUGAGAGUAAGGAUUUUGACUCUCAAAAAACUGAGGUUCAUAUGCUGGAUGCUAAGAGCUACCCUGCAGCAUUUGCACCUAACAAGACCACGGAAGUCCUGGAGACCAUUUCAAGUCCAAACAGAGUUAUUAGUCCACCAAAAGAUGAAACUGCGACCGGUUACAUGGCUAUCAUUCCUAGUAAGAAGAGGAGAAAUGGAGGAUUGUUAAAGAAGCUACUACGGAUGAGAAAGACUGGUGGUUGCUAG
Molecule: messenger RNA, 3252 nt
Organism: Oldenlandia corymbosa var. corymbosa
Lineage: Eukaryota; Viridiplantae; Streptophyta; Magnoliopsida; Gentianales; Rubiaceae
Source: the annotation of a GenBank genome assembly